Prorocentrum cordatum is the source of this 501-nucleotide messenger RNA. The record is from the annotation of a GenBank genome assembly. NCBI's taxonomy places the organism in Eukaryota, Dinophyceae, Prorocentrales, Prorocentraceae.
AUGCCCUACAACGCUGGGAUCAGCGCGUGCGGAAAAGGCGAGACGUGGCGGCGGGCUGUGGCGCUGCUCAGCGAAAUGUGGGAGGCGCAGCUGGAGCCCAACGUUAUCAGCUACAGCGCUGGGAUCAGUGCGUGCGGAAAGGGCGCGCAGUGGCGGCGGGCGGUGGUGCUGCUCAGCGAAAUGUGGGAGGCCAGGUUGAAGCCCAACGUCAUCAUCCUACAACUCUGGGAUCAGCGCGUGCGAGAAGGACAAGCAAUGGCAGUGGGCUUUGGUGCUGUUCAGCGAGAUGUGCGAAGCGCAAGUGGAGCCCAGCUCAGUUACAACGCUGGGAUCAGCGCAUGCGAGAAGGGUGAGCAGUGGCAGCGGGCUGUGGCGCUGCUCAGCGAGCUUCGGAAGGCAAAGCUAGAGCCCGACGUCAUCACCCUACAACUCGGGGAUCAGCGCGUGCGAGAAAGGCGAGCAGUGGCAGCAGGCUUUGGCGCUGUUCAGCGAGAUGUGUGA